UGUUUUUCUGCAUUUUGUUAACACUGAACAGUAACACUCAACACUAUCUUUAUGAUGUUUGCUACCAAUUCCUCAACAGUCUUUCAUAGCUUAAUCAAAAUCUUCAUUCAAUUCCAUUCAACAAUGCUUUCAUAGAAGGUUUCUAUGUUGCUUCUUAAUUCAUUCAAUUCAAUCCAUGGACAUUCUCAACUUUUCACCCCCCAAAACUAUUUCAUACCCAUUUUUCUGCAACCCCAGAACUUUAUACACAUCAAACCGUAACACCCCAUUUCAUAAAAACACUUUUUCUUUCUAUCUAACAACUUCUACUUCAAGAAAGUUUCAAACUUUGGCUCAUUUUCGAAGACCCACCAACCGCCGCAAUUCACUGAGGAACAAGCUUCUUCAUGAUCACCAGGUAAGUAGAAAUCACAUUCCCAAUGACCCUUCUUCUGUUUCUAGUAAUCAUGUUGAAGAAAUUGAUGAUGCUAGUUUUGUUGAAUUGGAAAAGCUACACAAAUCUGAACUUUUGGGUGAAAAUGUUUUGUUGAAUAAAUUGGAUAAUUGGGUUGAUCAAUAUAGAAAAGAUAUUGAUUUUUGGGGUAUUGGGUCUGCUCCAAUUUUUACUGUUUAUCAAGAUUUAUUUGGUGGUGUUAAGAGGGUUUUAGUUGAUGAAGAUGAGAUUUUGAAAAGAGUUGGUGGAAAUGAUAUAGAGGAUAAGAUUUUGGAGGCUAAGAAGCUAGCUAGGGAGAUGGAGAGUGGUGAAAAUGUGAUUGCAAAGAAUAGUUCUGUGGCUAAGUUUAUUGUUCAAGGUGAGGAGGAGAAGGGUGAUUUUGUUAAGGCUGUUCGUGGAUUUAUCGUGCAACCGGGAUUGGUUCCGAAGCUUUCGGGGGUUGGCGGCAUAGUAUUGUGUGUUUUUGUUAUGUUUGGAGUAAAGAAGUUGUUUCGUUUUGGAGAUAAGGAAGUUCGGUAUACAGAAAUGGAGAAGAAAAUGAUGAUGAGGAAGGCAAAAGCUAGGAAGGAGAAAGAGAUGUUGAUGAAGGGUGCUGUUGAAGUUAUUCAUGAAUCUACGGAGACACCGGUUAUAGGUGUAAAAAAACCGGAGUUGGAUAAGGAACAGCUUAAGUACAAUAUUCUGAAAGCUAAGGCUUCUUCUGAUAAACUUGUAGUUCAGAACUCUUCCGGUGAAGUGAUAACUGGGUCGAUGGAUAUGGACUAUAAGGUUCGAGAAAUCAGAGAAAUGGCUAGGCGGGCACGGGAAAUUGAAGGCGGGGAUCGUUCUCUAGUUAGUAAGGAUAUGGAAAUGGAUGACAGUGUGAUUGGGAAGUCCUCUAAGGAGAUUGAAGUCAUAAAAGAGAAUAGCAAACAAGAUAACAGUUUAAGUAACCGUCAAAAUGAAGGUGCAAGCAAAACAACGGAUAGUAAUGGAAUUCUGCACACAACUUCUGAUGAUAUCACAGAGAACGUUGAUAUUUCAAUCGAGCAUGAGAUUGUUCGUGAUGAUAGAGAAAUUUGUAAAGUGGAAAUCAAAAUCAAUGAUGUUGCUAUGACUCCGAAGGACAGAGAAGACAAUAAAUCCUCCCGCACUCCUAUUAAUGGCUCAUUUAUGACAAAUAAAAGUUCAGUGGACAAGAAACCAAGGAUCAUACGGUCUGUUAAGGAAGCUAAGGAUUAUCUUUCAAAAAAACACGACAAAGAAAAUCCUGAUGCAAAAUCUGGAAUUGAACUUGGGAAAGAAAACAUGGCUGAUUCAAAGCCUUCCGAAUUUGUUGUUUUUAACGACCAGAAGCAGAAAAAUUUGGAGACGAAUACAAUCUUGUCCAGAAGUGACGCAUUAAAUGGAUUGUCAUAUUCUAAGCCUGACAAAAAUGCCAGUGAAGAUUCUAAUCAAAAGGAAAGGGAAAAGAGUCCGACAAAGAAUGGGUGCUCGAAAGAUUCUGGUACGGAACCUGGAUUGAAAGACCUUCAAAAGUCCGAGACCGCUUUAGACCGUCAAGUCAAUGGCAUUGGUUCCAAGGAAAGUCUGCCACAGGAGAAAAGCUUCGAUGAAGUUGAGCCAACAGUUAAACAGAUUAGGAAUGAUGAUACUUUAAAUAUGAAAUCAGAUUCUAGGCUUGACCUAAAUCCUAGUGAAGAUUCUGAUCAGAAGGAUAAGAAAUUCGGCCCAACAAAGAUUGGUGACAUCAAAGACUCUGGUGUUGAACCUAGAGUGGCAAAUCUUCCAAAUUCUGAGACCACUUCAGACCAUGAAGUUAAUGGUGAUAGUAGAAAGAAAAGAUUUUCUGGAAAGACAGAAAAUUGGCUGGAGAAAAAUUUCCAUGAAGUUGAGCCUAUAAUUAAGAAAAUUAGAGCUGGAUUUCGAGAUAACUACGCACUGGCAAAAGAGAGAGUUGAUCAACCUUUAGAUAUACCAACUGAGAUGGAAUCAAUUGGAGUUGGUGAAGAUGGUGGAGAAUUUGACUGGAUGCAGGAUGAUCAUCUUAGAGACAUUGUCUUUCGAGUUCGUGAUAAUGAAUUGUGUGGACGAGAACCAUUUUAUUUGAUGAACGACGAAGAUAAAGAUGCUUUCUUCAGAGGUCUUGAGAAAAAAGUUGACAUAGAAAACAAAAAACUUUCUCACCUCCAUGAAUGGCUCCAUUCAAAUAUUGAAAAUAUUGAUUACGGAGCAGAUGGCAUUAGUAUAUAUGAUUCACCAGAGAAAAUCAUACCGCGGUGGAAAGGACCCUCUGUGGAGAAAAUUCCCGAGUCCCUAAAUGAAUUCCUCAAUAAAAAAAUAAAGACAACUUCCACCGGAAAUUUGAAGCCAGUGAAGAAGGAUGGGAAGGACUCUGCUAAAAAAUCAGCUGAUUCAUCUUCAAAAGUGAAGGUUGAUGGUUCAAUAGCGCCGAUGAAGAAGUCAAAAAAUCCAAAGACUGUUGUCGAAGGAAGUGAUGGUUCUGUUAAAGCUGGCAAAAAAUCAGGGAAGGAAUAUUGGCAGCACACAAAGAAAUGGUCCCAGGAAUUUUUGGAUUGUUACAAUGCUGAGACAGACCCAGAAGUUAAGUCCGUAAUGAAGGAUAUCGGGAAGGAUUUGGAUCGCUGGAUCACUGAAAAAGAAAUAGAGGAAGCAGCUGAUCUGAUGAGCAAGUUACCGGAGAGGAAUAGGAGUUUCGUGGAAAAGAAAAUCAACAAGCUUAAAAGAGAGAUGGAGUUGUUCGGACCGCAAGCAGUAGUUAGUAAAUAUCGUGAAUAUGAAGACGACAAAGAAGAAGAUUACUUAUGGUGGUUAGAUCUUCCAUAUGUUCUGUGCAUUGAGGUAUAUAAAGUUGACGAUGGAGAAGAAAGAGUCGGAUUUUAUUCAUUGGAGAUGGCUCCAGAUCUUGAAUUGGAGCCUAAACCAUAUCAUGUGAUUGCUUUCCAAGAUCCUGGUGACUGCAAAAAUCUUUGUUACAUAAUGCAGGCUCAUAUGGAUAUGCUUGGAGGUGGCAAUGCUUUCGUUGUUGCACGGCCUCCUAAGGAUGCUUUUCGAGAUGCUAAAGAAAAUGGUUUUGGUGUUACUGUCAUCAAGAAAGGAGAACUUCAGCUUAAUAUAGACCAACCACUAGAAGAAGUGGAGGAAGAGAUUACAGAGAUUGGAAGCAAAAUGUACCAUGAUAAGAUAACAAAGGAUCGAUCCGUGGAUAUAAACUCGAUAAUGAAGGGUGUAUUUGGUUUUAAUGGCUCUGCCAAGAGGUUUAAGCGGAAGUUGAAGUAACACAGAAGUAGAUGAUGGCUCAAACUAUUUUCGAAGAAUGAAACCGGUUGAAGAUGAUGGAAUUCUUGCAUGGUAGCAUAAGUCAAAUUCUUUUGUAGUUUGUUUUCUUUACACAAAUUACGGUUGUUUGUACAUAGUUGAGAAAAAUAUAGUCAAUAUAAUAUAGUCGCUUGUGUUAACUUGAUAGUGAGAAUUUCUCCACCAAGAAUUGUGUUUAGUAGUAAGGAUUAGUCAUGAAAAUGAGUAUUCCUUUCCUCUCAUAUUGGAUGGCACUAGAGUUGCUUCAAUUGUUUCUAGGAAAGAUUCUCUUUUCAUUUCUUAAUCAUUUUCUAUAUGGAGAAGAAAUGGUUGCUCAAGUAACAACCAUUGAUUUUCUCACUUUACACUCUAGAGGAUCCAAAUCCGUGAUUUCUAA
Messenger RNA from Medicago truncatula (barrel medic), 4127 nucleotides. RefSeq lists its product as uncharacterized. The record is from RefSeq and is a predicted model, not a curated record. Bases 176 to 3712 code for a protein of 1178 amino acids. The transcript has 5 exons. Lineage: Eukaryota; Viridiplantae; Streptophyta; Magnoliopsida; Fabales; Fabaceae.